Messenger RNA from Drosophila suzukii, 866 nucleotides. Lineage: Eukaryota; Metazoa; Arthropoda; Insecta; Diptera; Drosophilidae. The record is from RefSeq and is a predicted model, not a curated record.
CUUCUGUCAAGCGGGAGACAAGUGAUCGGAACCGUUUUUAUUCUCCUGGAAAUUCCCAUCAAAUUUUUCGAAAAUGAUCAAAGAAUCAUUUGCUUAUAAGCAAUGCCAGUGCGCCUCUCAAGCGCACGAAGUCUGAAUAACAAGUGGAUCGACUGUCCGCCGCUCCAUCAUCCUCAGCAAACCCAGCAUCCCCAGCAUCCUCGGCAUGCCCUGCGGCCGCCCCGCAGGCCACCGACUCCGACUCCGCCUUCGCCAAAACUCCAGCUCCAGCCCCACUCGCCGCUCCCUGUGUUCCAGCCAGUGCUCCUCCUAGUGCUCCUGCUCAUCCUCGCACCCGCCCCGGCCCUAUGCAAGGACGAGAACUGCACCUUCCUCGAGGGCUACAUCCUGCAGUUCGUCUGCCACGGCACCUACGUUGAGGAGAUGCGGCUGCAGUACAAGGACCGCAUCCCGGCCAUCGGGACGCCGUACGCCAUCUGGAAGCGGUCCGACACCCACGACCCGUCCUACCUGCUCAUCUCCUUCUACGACUCCCAGCUCUUCAACUGCUACACGGUGGUCAUGAACAGCGGCAAGUUCUACUGCGACGGGCGCAACUUUAUCGAGCCGAAUACGGAGGCCGCCCGGCUGCACUGCAUCAACUUCCCGUUCCACUAUACCACACACCUGUACGAUGCGUGCUCGAAGAAGCCGAGCGAGGAGGGAUCGCCGCCCAUCUCGGUGGCCAUCGCCUACAUGAAGGACAACAUCAGGAGGACGGAUGGGGCAGGACAUCGCUUGCAAUGCCCCGCGGUUGUGCCCCUCCUUGUGACCACGAUCCCCUUUCUGCUAUCGCGAUAUUUUGGUAUUUUACUAUGUCAAUAAAA